AUGGCAAGAGUUCAUAUAUUGUUAUGCUUCACCCUUUUAUUUGCAUAUGUAACCUUUUUUGACGUGGCUUCAGCUUUUCUGAAGCUAAAGCCAUCUUUGCCUCAGAUUGAAGAUCCGAAGACGGUAGGUGAUGUGGAAGAAUACACUGUUCAAGUAGUGAUGGUAUUUGUGGGGGACCUCGAGAAAGAAUGUCCUAAAACAAGCAAAUUCAAAAUGUUCUUCGACAAACUCAGAGGAUUUGCCAAGUAUGUUUGCCCACUAAAAAUAUUUGGCAAAAAAGAUGAUGCGGACAUGAAGACCAAAGAAGCAGGCAUCCUCAAAUCCAUCGCCUCUUUUGCUAUUGGAAGGAUAAAGAGUGAAAUUCAAGAGGAGAAACAGGAAGCUAUCGAAAACUUUAAGUUUAUGAAAUCCUUGGCUGGUAGAAUUUUGGGUGGCCGCAAGAAAGAAGAGAAAGCAACCACGGCACUAACAGCUGAACAGCUGAAAGAAAUCAAAGAUGGGAUCUUGAAGUGGCAGACUACAAUUGUUAAGAUCACAAACACUAUGGUAGUUAGCACAACAACCAGCGAAAGCUCUGAAUCUACCACUGGAGGCUCUGAAGCCUCUACCACUGGAGGCUCUACUGGAAGUCCAUCAAACAAACCAGAAGCUGGUUCAAACAAACCAGAAGCUGGUUCAAACCCUGGAGGUGGAACUCCCUCUCAGGAUACAAACAAUGAAUCCGAAGAUACCACGAACACUGCUUCUACUGCAACUGAAACGGGAGGCUCUACGGGUCCUAACUCCGGAAGGUCUACUGGAAGUCCAUCAAACAAGCCAUCAGCUGGUUCAGACUCUGGAGCUGGAACCCCCUCUACGGAUACAAACAACCAAUCUCAAGCUUCCGCAAACUCUGCUUCAAGUGCAAGUUCUAGCCAGACCACGGAGAUCACAGUGACAGAAGUCGAGACUCAGACAUCCGAACAAGUUAUGACAUUCCUAAUGAACCUAGAGAAGAAGAGUCCGCAGAAAGAGGAAUACAAGCAAUUUUUCGAGAAACUAAAAAGUACCAUGACAGGAAAGGUUUCUUCUCCAAAGAAAAAAGGAGGCUUAUUCGCUAUGAUCAAAGGUGCUGUUGGAAAAAUAGGUGAUGCCAUGCAAUUUAUUCGUUCAAGAAUUGGAAACAAAUCAGCAGAAGUAAAGAAAUCAAUGGAAACUUACCAAGCAGAAGUGAUAAAGUCUAUGCAAGAGCUAGAUGCAAUCUACGCUAAAAUUGUAAGCCAAAAUCAAAGCAAGAAAGGAGGAGCUUUGACAUGCACACCCGAACAACAAGCAGAGAUUAAGACGACAAUCACCAAAUGGGAACAAGUCACAACCCAAUUUGUUGAGGUUGCUAUUAAGAGUGAAACUUCUACAACUUCUUCAUCUUCAUCAUCAACUUCUACCGGAACGGCCCAGGCAAACUGAACUCAAAGAUGACAAAACUAGUAACCAAUAGCUAAUAGUUUACAUAUUUAAUUUGAUUGUAAAUAAAACUAAGAUUGGUGUAGCCCAGCAAAUAAUAACUAUGUAAACUCAUAUGUAGUCUGUAAGCAUUCUAUAUGUUGAUCAUGUAAAAGUGAUGAUUUUGAAAUGAAGAUUUUCUGAUUUUUUUCCCU
Raphanus sativus (radish) is the source of this 1637-nucleotide messenger RNA. RefSeq lists its product as uncharacterized. The coding region runs from base 1 to 1446 and encodes 481 amino acids. The transcript is spliced from 3 exons. The record is from RefSeq and is a predicted model, not a curated record. NCBI's taxonomy places the organism in Eukaryota, Viridiplantae, Streptophyta, Magnoliopsida, Brassicales, Brassicaceae.